Molecule: messenger RNA, 1058 nt
Organism: Sphaeroforma arctica JP610
Lineage: Eukaryota; Ichthyosporea; Ichthyophonida
Exons: 3
Coding region: 149-559 (136 amino acids)
Source: RefSeq, a predicted model, not a curated record
UCGUUAGCGUGUGUAUGCCUUGUUACUGACUUUUACCCUGAAGUUUUGGCCUAUAAAUACCGCACAUUUAUUGAUGUGUCAACCUCAAUUCACACUUUAAGAAACUCGAAAACAAAUCAAAGUAUCUCAACUCCGGUAGUCGCAAAAAAUGUUUGCCUCACGUAAAAUUAUACUCCUCCUCUUAGUUGCUAUUAUGGCUAUUGCAGCCGUGAAUGCUUCAAGAGAUAACGAGUAUGAUCUACGAUGCAAGGACCGCAAUAUCAGUUGUGGAAAUGGCCAGGAGUUGGAGCAGAACAGAAAAUGCUGCCGAUAUUCAAACAGUUGCAGCAACGGUUGGUCACAAGAGAAAUGCUUAGCAUCAAACUGUUGCAAGAGCAAGGGGGGCGACAAUGGCGACAACGAUGAUUUCCAGCUGAGAUGCAAGGAUCAGGACAUUGACUGUGGGAGUGGACAGACGCUAAUGAAGAAUCGAAAGUGCUGCCGUUAUUCUGACAAAUGCGGCGGAAAUUGGUCUCAGAAAAAAUGUCUUGCAUCUAACUGUUGCGAAGAUAAACACUAAAUGUGCGAUGGCUCCUAUGAAAGUGCAGCUGCUAGGAAGAUGUAAUUCCUAUGAAGACUAACAGUCAGGAUAGCUACUCGGUUAAAAGAUUAUAUACAAAUAAAGUGUGAUAUAUUGAGUGAGAUACGUUUACUUUGAUGACCAUGGAUUCGAAUGCAAAAAGAGGUAGAUGUUGACCUUGAUACCAAGAUCAACUAUUGUGGAUGGCAGUAUGAAUUCCGAUCACUUAGCUGACGCUCUCGCAUCAAUGUGACUUAACUACCAAAUAAUGCUGACAUCGUUCAUGAAACAAAUUGAUAAAUCAAAAUAAAGAACUUCUUGUCAUAAUCGAAUUCUAAACAAAAAUAUGCGUAAAUAUGGGAUCAUGCAUCGAUGAUUUGUAAUAAAUUUUCCUUGUAUAGUAAUCUUAAUAGAAUGCUUUGAAAGUGUACAACUAUGGGCUUCCGAGACACUUGUGUCCACUGUGAAUUCUUCAAGUGUACUCGAUGGAAUAUAACAC